Messenger RNA from Ceratitis capitata (Mediterranean fruit fly), 2122 nucleotides. RefSeq lists its product as uncharacterized. Gene Ontology annotation, biological process: skeletal muscle contraction; positive regulation of voltage-gated calcium channel activity; positive regulation of protein localization to plasma membrane. Lineage: Eukaryota; Metazoa; Arthropoda; Insecta; Diptera; Tephritidae. The record is from RefSeq and is a predicted model, not a curated record. Gene Ontology annotation, cellular component: extrinsic component of cytoplasmic side of plasma membrane.
GAAAAAUAUAAUAAAUUUAAAAAUUAAUACAAAAUAAGAUCAAAAGUAGCGAUAACCAGAAAUCAAUUGCCGUACAACUAACCGAAUUGCAAAUUUCUACCAGUUCACCUACUACAUAGCCACAUGUCUAUUUGUGAUUAUGUUUUGGUGUGCAUUUGCGGAAAAUUGAGAAAAUUGUCAAACGAAAUAUUGUGAAAAGCAUUCUUCAACUAGCUAGCAGUCUAAUUUCGCUAUUGAGAUCACUUAGUACGAACGAACGAGCGAACGUGUACACGAGAACAGUGCUAGCGAACCGUGUAUACAAAAACAACAAAACUUAUUAUUAAACAUAAUUAAUAUUGGUGGCGAAGUGGUAGGGAUAGCAACAGUCAACAGGCGUGUUUAAUUAUAACAACAAUAAAAUCAGAAAAUAAUAAAAAAGUAAAUAAAAAAAAAUUAGCAAAUAAAUAAAAUUACGUUAGUAGAUUUUCUUCAUUGUAAGCGUGUGUGUGUGUGUGUGCGUGUGGAGCAGCGGCAGCGGCGCUUAACAGCAAUGGAUUUACACGCAAGGCACUUAGAGAAAAAGUUGAAGGCAAAUGUGUUAAAAAAUUUGCAAUAAAUCAAUGAAUAGUGAGAAAUAGCACAGCAAAGCGUCAAAUGAUGUGAAUAGUGUUUGGUAAGCGCAAAGGAAAAAACAUUCAAAUUGUUUUUUUUUUUUUAUAGCAACACACAGCAAAAAAAAAAAUAAAAUAAAAAAAGCAGUAAAAAAAUAAAUAAAAUAAAAUUAUAAAUAAAUAUAUCACAAAGAAAGAAAACAAAAAAUCCGAAGAAAAAUCUCAUUUGCUAAACUUGUGCCAUUUUCGUUGUUAGCUUUUCUUCUCUCCCACCCCUUAUGACUUGUCGCCUAAAUGUGUCGCUCAGCUGUCUGCUCCACAAAAACAACAACAACAAUAACAACAUUUGUCAUUUAUAAUAAAAUCAUUUGCCAAUACGACGACAUUGACGUCAGCUACGCGAAAAUCGUGCAGUUUUAAGGAUAGCCGUAGGAUCAGUGGAAGAAAACAUUUCUCCGGUUUAAAUGUUAGCUGUCAACAUGCAACGUUCUAAAUGACGUCAACACAACUAAACGACGGAUAGCGCGGGGAUGUAUGAGUUUAAUUUGUGAUAUUUGCUUUCUCUAAGUUAAAAACAUUCUUCAACAAAAUCUUCAAGUGGUCGAAAAAGUCGUAGAUUCUUUGGGUGGAGGGGGCCACGUGGUGGUUCCCUUGGCCCACGGGCCGGUAUGGCUUCCUAUAAUGGGGUGCUAAAGGAUUAUGGACAUAGCAGUUUGAAUGAGGCUUUCAAAUCCCAAAAUAAUGUCAACUUUAAGUUAAUCAAAACAGUGUCUGAUUUCACCGAAACCCUUUCCCAUUUAUACGAGGAACAUGCAACUGCCCUACAAACUUUAGUCUCCAAUUUUCGUAAGAAGAAUGCUGAACUCCGCAAAGAGAGACCAGCCUGUCAUUUAGCAAUUUUCCAAGCAUGGGAAGCAUUCCUACAGGAGGUCGAAACCGAUUCUCAGGCAUCCAACGAUGUGGCCAACGUGCUGUCGCGCCAGGUGUCACGUCCAAUGCUCGAUAAAUCCUUUCAUCGUAAAGUUCAAAGUCGGAAAAUUUUUACACACAGGGAGUCCUUUGAGACUAUUAUCGCUAAGACUGAAGAGAAGCUGGCGAAGUGUCGCUUGGAUUACAAACAAUGCUACUUGUCGCAUCGUCAAAAUCCCACACAACUUUCACUCACCGAAUAUAUAGAUGCACACAAUGCGUAUGUGCAACAGUUGCAUGCCACCAAUGCCAUGUUGGAGUUGUAUCACUGUGAGACGGUGCCGCAAUUAAUGCAAGAACUGGAGGAGAUACAUAAUGAUUUAUGCAAUAUUAUUGCCGAAUCUAUACUACAGGGUGCCGAUGUAAUAGCAAAUAAGGCAUCGGAUCAAGCAAAACGUUAUGGCGCACUCACCAUUCAAUGCAACACCGUUUCACCAAUACAGGACCUCACCAAUUUUGUACGCAUUCUGCCGUUGCCAUCGCUGGCGCAAAAAGUUCCUAAACGCAAUUUUACGCCGCCACAGCCACCCGGCGAAAUUGAUGAUAAUGGAGAUUUUAAU